ACUUUAGGAAAGCAGCGAGGGGGUAGUGAAGGUUUGACACUCCCCACCAGCCGACUCUGUAAAGGACAAACACCCGGGGCGGAGACUGAAUAGAUCCACCGAGAGCUGACAACAUGAUCGCUCUGAAGUACAGAAUCUCCUUCUUCGGCUUUCUGUGGGCGAUCGUGCUUGGAGAGAUCCUGGAACCAGAAAACCUACGCAUUGAUUCUGACAGAUGGAAGCGUAUCCUCAAGUGGGAUUCUGUUUUUUCUCAAGUUGAUUCAGUGACAUACUCUGUUCAAAGAACUUUCAAAAGUAAUGACAAUUGGAGUUGGACGAAUGUACAGAACUGUACGCACAUCACUGAAACAAAAUGUGAAUUGUUGGACAAUAUCUCUUUGAAUGGAAUGUACAACCUAAGAGUGAGGGCAGAACAUAGAAAUGAAACAUCAAACUGGGUUGAAGCAGUGUCCGAACCAAAAAAUGUGAUAGUUGAUUCUUUCAAUAUAAGACAUAUCGUGAAGUGGGAUCCAGAUAUUUACCAACUUGGCCCGGUGACCUAUUCCGUCCAGUUCCAAGGAAAUUUUGAAAGAACAAACAAUGACAAUUGGACAGAAGUACUGUACUGUACAGGUAUCAAUGGGACAGAAUGUGAUUUGCAAGACAGUUUCGCUUUCUACGCAAAGUACUACAUAAGAGUGAGAGCAGAGCGUGGAAGUACAACGUCAUGCUGGGUUGAAACAGAGCCGUUUUCUCCAUAUAAAGACACUGUGAUUGGGCCUCCAACAGUCAGAGUGGUCUCACAGGCAGGUGAACUACACGUCAGUAUUGGGGAUCCAGUCAGUAAAGAUGGACUUACCCUGCGCAACAAUUAUGCGGAUCUUGAUUACCGUGUAUUUUAUUGGAUAAAAAGUGAAGAAGGAAAUUUAAAGGAAUAUAAUAAAACUGUUUCUACAUCAACUGUUUUGCUUGAUCUCCAACCAUGGACCAACUACUGCUUGAAAGUACAGGCCUAUUCUCAGGAGAUAUCUAAGCCAGGACAGCUCAGCCCAGUGAUUUGUGAAUAUGUCACUGCUGAUACUAAGAGAAGAGCUAUAGCAGCAGCCCAGGCCCUUUUCAUAACAUUGGUUGCUGUUUUGGUGGUAACGUUGGGCUGUUUCUUCUUUGUGAUCUAUGCACGCAAAGCCAUCAAGUACCUAAUGUAUCCUUCCUACAGUCUCCCAGUACAUAUAAGAGAGUACUUGACUGAACCAUCCCAACAACCUAUAUUUGAAACGCUGAAUAAAGACGACCUGCAUGAAGACCAUUGGGACAAACUCUCCAUUGUCUCUCAAUCAGAAAUUCCUUCAGUACUACUAGAUUCGACUAAAACUGAUGGUUCAAAGUCAGACAAAGACACAACCAAGUCUGAUGGGAAGAUCCAUAAUGAAGAGGAUGAUCUGCAAAGCAGUCAAUCAAGUGUAGAUUCUGGACAUUAUUCCAAUAGUACGGAAAAUGCUUCCCAUAAAACUUUACAGAAUCUAGAAGAUGCACCGAGGACAUUGGAAUGAAAAGACAGCAUGGAUUUGGUGGAUUAACACUGACCUCCUGUCUGCCUCCUGAAGUUGUGGUAUACUCAGUACUGAUGCAAUCAUUUUCACUAAAGAAAAAGAAACUGAG
This is a messenger RNA of Carcharodon carcharias (great white shark), 1638 nucleotides long. Its product is annotated as interleukin-10 receptor subunit beta-like. The record is from RefSeq and is a predicted model, not a curated record. NCBI's taxonomy places the organism in Eukaryota, Metazoa, Chordata, Chondrichthyes, Lamniformes, Lamnidae. Bases 114 to 1529 code for a protein of 471 amino acids. Gene Ontology annotation, molecular function: protein binding. Gene Ontology annotation, biological process: blood coagulation. The transcript has 9 exons. Gene Ontology annotation, cellular component: membrane.